AUGAAACUUGCCAAUGCCUCAGUUCUAGCAAUGCUACCGGCCACUGGCCUGGCUGCCUGCGGUACUCCCUACUCUGGCAGCCAGAUCAAUGGUACGCUGCUCCGCGCCGUCGUGCUUGACAUGGGUAGCGACGCUGCCAACGUCACCGCCACCCAGUAUGACCAGUACUUCAAGCAGGGGAGCGCUCUUGAGGGCGUCAAAUCUGUCAUUGCCAACAGCGAUUUCUACAUCAACCUGUGGGCCAUCCCUGGCACCGAGUCCGCCUUUCAGAGUGUCAGCCAGUGCAUAAGCGACGGCUAUCUCGUUAACCAAGUAGCCUGGCUGUAUUAUAACAGUACCACCGCGAAGUGGUGGGGUGGCUACGAGGCUGAGACCGAGGCAGACAGUUACAAUGCUGCCGCCCUGUCUGUUGUCACAAAUAUCGUGGCCGGCCUCGAGGUGCGCUUCUGGGACACUAACGGAGAUGGCUACACCGAUGUCAUCGAUGCCGACUAUCUUGAGGGCGUUACCGUCGACACCAUCACUCACAACGCCAACGGGACUUACUCGAUCUACCGCGGAAAUAUUGACGUCGCGGACAAGACGCGUUGGGAGGGCACGAACUUUGACGCCGACCUUUUCGACGGGUCCGGCCCGGCUAUCCCUGAAAACAACUUUGACACCGCUAUCUCACCCGGCGACGUCGCGCUCUUCUGGUACGGUCCCAAGGGCUGGGCCAUGAAGCGUGCCCAAGAGGUUGUCGGCCUCUUUGUUGGCGGCGCCGACCACACCUCCUACAACAUUGACGGGGUGUCCUAUGAAGACGCCAUGCGCUUCUCACGCGACAACCUGUUCAUCUCUAACCGACCUGGCGAGUUCACCGACGCUCAAAAGUUCUUUAAGUUUACCAAUGAUUCAGCCGCUGGCCUCAAUGUUAGCCUCUGGCUCGUACCUGUUACCCACACCACCGAGUACGGCGCGCCCGUUGGCAUGACGAGCGACGGCAACUCGCGCAUCUUCCUCGCCAGGGCUAUUGCCCAGGCCCAAGCGCAGCUAGCCAACGUGACUAUCAGUAGCAACGGCUCCAACGUCCCGUCCACCCAGGAGUGGGUUAACCAGGCCAAUUACACUCAACUCCACGACGCCAUCGCCAGGGCCAACCUGUCGCUUGCCCUUGCUAACAGCUCGUCUUUCCUACUUGACUACCAGACCUACGUGCUGUACCAGACUCUCAACGGCAGUAGCACCGACAUUGGUGCCGCGUUCGCCGGCUUCAGCUACACUGGCUUUGAGAACGCAGAGAAGCUCGGGACGGCCUAA
Messenger RNA from Aspergillus costaricaensis CBS 115574, 1299 nucleotides. RefSeq lists its product as uncharacterized. NCBI's taxonomy places the organism in Eukaryota, Fungi, Ascomycota, Eurotiomycetes, Eurotiales, Aspergillaceae. Bases 1 to 1299 code for a protein of 432 amino acids. The record is from RefSeq and is a predicted model, not a curated record. The transcript has a single exon.